Molecule: messenger RNA, 1053 nt
Organism: Akanthomyces muscarius
Lineage: Eukaryota; Fungi; Ascomycota; Sordariomycetes; Hypocreales; Cordycipitaceae
Exons: 1
Coding region: 1-1053 (350 amino acids)
Biological process (GO): L-glutamine metabolic process; oxaloacetate metabolic process
Cellular component (GO): mitochondrion
Molecular function (GO): omega-amidase activity
Source: RefSeq, a predicted model, not a curated record
AUGAGCAGACCCGUCCUGCGCUUCAUCACCUCCAAGCCCAGCUUCUUCCUCUCCCGCAGCCGACGGACGGCCCAACGCAGCCCCGCGCCUUUCGCUCAUCGGCAACACCUCACCCAUCCCAGGUCCUGCUUCUCAUCCUCCCGCCGCAGGAUGGCCGCUUCAUACACGCCGAGCCCGGUGCUCAAGAUGCCUCGCGUCACCAUUGCCUGCAUCCAGCUCGCCUCCGGCGCCGACAAGGCCGCCAACCUCGCGCACGCCGCGUCGCAGGUCGCCAGCGCGGCAUCCACCGGCGCCAAGAUUGUCGUCCUGCCCGAGUGCUUCAACUCGCCCUACGGCACCAGCUUCUUCCCGACCUACGCCGAGGUCCUGCAGCCGUCCCCGCCUUCCGCCGAGCAGGCGCCCUCCUACCACGCGCUGUCCGCCAUGGCCCGCGACAACGGCGUCUACCUCGUCGGCGGCUCCAUCCCGGAGCUCAACCCCGCGACGGGCAAGCACUACAACACAUCCCUCACCUUUGGGCCCGACGGCGCGCUGCUCGCCACGCACCGCAAGGUGCACCUCUUUGACAUUGACAUUCCCGGCAAGAUCACGUUCAAGGAAUCCGAGGUCCUCACCGCGGGCGACGACAUCACCCUCGUCGACCUGCCCGAGUACGGCACCAUUGCCGUCGCCAUCUGCUACGACGUGCGCUUCCCGGAGCUCGCGACCGUGGCGGCGCGCAGGGGCGCCUUUGCGCUCAUCUACCCGGGCGCGUUCAACCUGACGACGGGCGCGCUGCACUGGGAGCUGCUGGCGCGCGCGCGCGCCGUGGACAACCAGCUGUACGUGGCCAUGUGCAGCCCCGCGCGCAACAUGGACGCGAGCUACCACGCCUGGGGCCAUAGCAUGGUGGUGAGCCCCAUGGCCAAGGUGAUGGCCGCGGCCGACGAGCGCGAGACGGUCGUGAGCGCCGAGCUGGUGAGCGACGAGAUUGAGGAGGCGCGGCGAAAUAUCCCGCUGCGUACGCAGAGGCGCUUCGAUGUGUAUCCAGAUGUAGCCCAGGGGAAGCAGUAA